Molecule: messenger RNA, 2220 nt
Organism: Abrus precatorius (Indian licorice)
Lineage: Eukaryota; Viridiplantae; Streptophyta; Magnoliopsida; Fabales; Fabaceae
Exons: 5
Coding region: 270-1883 (537 amino acids)
Molecular function (GO): phosphatidylinositol binding; metal ion binding
Source: RefSeq, a predicted model, not a curated record
AAAAAUAGAACGAGGAGAGAUAAGUUGAAUAUUGAGGGUCCGCACGAAAGGGAGACGUAAAACUUUGGGGAACUCUGAAAUGAUAACACGCCAUUGAAGCUCUAAUUCGAUUUCUGUUGCAGACCCUUUCGUCUUUGCUGUCAAAGUUCCGUUCUUUUGCCCCAAAAUUGAUUUUUUCAGUUCAAAAUUUUCAUUUCUGUUGACAAUAUAGGUAGAUAUUAUUAUAUACACAUACAUGCCCUAUUUUGGUGUUUGUCUAAGGUGUGCCAAUGGAGGCAAAAAACUCCGAUUUUCAAAAUCAGGUUCAAGUUGUAUCUGCCAGGGUUUCAAGUUUCUCCCUUGGCGACCACACAUCCAAUUCUGAUUCUCCUCUGGAUGAUGAGGUGGAUGGUAAUAGGAGGGAUUGUGUUACUAAAGAGCAUUGUGAUUCUUUUUCCAUUGAUAGCAGUGAAGGGCAUUGUAUAAAUUCUUCCAGAUUAUAUCCUGAAUUACCUGAAAAACCAUUGGAAAAGAAUACAGAGGACAUGGAGUCUUCAGCUAAUCUUCAGAAGAGGGGAAAAUACUUCUAUUAUGACACUCCACUGUAUGAAGAUACUGGAGUUUGGAUACCGGUCUCAGUUCCACCUAUGUUGGAAGAUGAUCACAGAGAGUGGGCCAAAGGUUUUCACUCAAAUGGUGGAUAUUUUCCUGAUGAUGACAUGGGAUGGAAUUACUUUGUUGGAGAAGAAAGGGAAUUAACUAUGUGGGAUGUGCUAGUAGAAAUGUUACUUGUAGCUCGGGGAAAAGUGACUUCUUUGGCAUCAGGAGAUAUUCAUACAUAUAACUUUUCGUGGAUAUCCAGCAAUGUACUUGAACAAGCUUGGAGAGAGAUGGCACAGACACUUACAGAGGCCAACUUUGGUAAUGUGAGGGAACUACUAGAAGCAGAGCCUCCAAAAUGGUUGGCGGAUAGUGCUGCUUCUUCUUGUAUGCUUUGUGGUGUGAAGUUUCACCCUAUCAUGUGCUCCCGGCAUCACUGCCGGUUUUGUGGAGGAAUAUUUUGUGGUGAGUGCUCCAAAGGGAGGAGCUUGUUGCCAUCAAAGUUCCGAGUUUCUGACCCCCAAAGAGUCUGCGAUGUGUGCUGUGUCCGACUUGAGUCUGUACAGCCUUAUUUGAUGGAUCAUGUAAGUAAUGCUGCUCAGUUGCCAACCCAUGAUCUGACAGAUCUCAGCACUUUGAGAUCAUGGGUUAAUUUUCCUUGGGGGCAGUCCAUGGAAUAUGAAAUUUACAAGGCAACUAACACCAUCAAGGCUUAUAAUCAGAUAGGUUUUUUAAAGCCUGAGAAAUCAAUUCCAGAUGUGAUUCUAAGACAAGCAAAAGGCCUUGCAAUUAUCACUGUGGUCAAAGUAGGAGUGGUGGUUACUUAUAAUAUUGGAACAGGACUUGUGGUUGCGCGUAGGGAAGAUGGUUCCUGGUCUCCUCCAUCUGCUGUUUCGACAUGUGGUGUAGGGUGGGGAGCUCAGGCUGGAGGAGAGUUAACAGACUACAUUAUUGUCUUGAGAACAAAUGAUGCUGUCAAGACAUUCAGUGGCAACGCCCAUCUUUCACUUGGAGCUGGUUUGAGUGCUGCAGUGGGCAUCGUUGGUAGAUCAGUUGAAGCUGAUGUUCGAGCUGGUGACGGUGGCUAUGCUGCUUGUUAUACCUACAGCUGUAGUAAAGGUGCAUUUGUUGGAUGUUCACUUGAAGGAAGUAUUGUGACUACUCGGACGCAAGAAAAUUCGCGUUUCUACGGGAGCCAGUCCAUAACUGCAACUGAUAUACUUCUUGGCUCGUUGCCUAAGCCACCUGCUGCUGCCAUUCUCUACCGUGCUCUUGCUGAUUUGUAUUUGAAGCUUGAUGAUUAAUUGAAUGGCUCUUUAAACAUUGGCACUCAGGAAAAUAAAUAUUGGACCAUCAAUACUUUGUACAGCUGCUAAGUCGUACUCAUCGAGGAAGUUCCUCCUGUCAUCAUUAUUUGUCUUGUAAAUAUACAAUAUAUUUAUGUAAAUGUAGAUAUUGUAUACUCCGCGUUGACCAAGAUGGAGGAUUGAUCACCUGUUUUAAGGUUAAUUUUAUUUGGGUACACAGUGGGAUAGAAUCUUUGAUGAUUUUAUGAUGCUUAAAAGUUCCUCAACUAUAUUACUGGACUAGCCAUAAAAGGAGAGUUUUUCAAGUAAUAAGAUUUGUCUUUAUUUUGUGUUU